Messenger RNA from Urocitellus parryii (Arctic ground squirrel), 6334 nucleotides. RefSeq names its product tumor protein p53 binding protein 1 (gene Tp53bp1). Lineage: Eukaryota; Metazoa; Chordata; Mammalia; Rodentia; Sciuridae. The record is from RefSeq and is a predicted model, not a curated record. Gene Ontology annotation, biological process: DNA damage checkpoint signaling; positive regulation of transcription by RNA polymerase II. Gene Ontology annotation, molecular function: histone binding. Gene Ontology annotation, cellular component: nucleus.
CUCAGAAAGGCUGCGCAGUAUUGGGACAGAAUGACCUUCCGGCCCUGAGUCCCUGGCUUUCUUGAGUGGCGAGCAAAAACAGCGAAUGGGCGAUCCGAUUCUGCGUGACGCGACGGGAAAAGGGGGAGUUCGCGGCCGGUGGCGGCGGUGGCGACAGUGGCGACCUGGGGAUAGAGCUGGAGGGACCUGGGGAACGUGCAGAGACCUCUAGCUCGAGCGCGAGGGACCUCCCGCCGGGAUGCCUGGGGAGCAGAUGGACCCUACUGGAAGUCAGUUGGAUUCAGAUUUUUCUCAGCAAGAUACCCCUUGCCUGAUAAUUGAAGAUUCUCAGCCUGAAAGCCAGGUUCUAGAAGAUGAUUCUGGUUCUCACUUCAGUGUGCUGUCUCGACACCUUCCGAAUCUCCAGACGCACAAAGAGAACCCUGUGUUGGAUGUUGUGUCCAAUCCUGAACAAGCUGCUGGAGAAGAACAAGAAAACAGUAAUAGUGGGUUCAGUGAACAUUUGAAAGACAAGUCUGCAGUCCCUGUGGAUUCUUCUCAUUUGGAUACAUGUGAUUCCAUCAGUCAAGUCAUUGAACAGUUACCUCAGCCAAACAGGACAUGCAGUGUUUUGGGAAUGUCGGUGGAAUCCACUCCUGAUGGAGAAGAGAAGGAAGAGUUGGAAGAAAAGGAGAAAGAGGAGGUAGAAGAAGAUAUUUCAGAAGAUACUACACACUCCUUUGCUGCUGAAGAUCCUGCUUCAUCACAGUUGGGCUUUGAGGUUCUGGAACUCUCCCAGAGCCAGGAUGUUGAAGAACGUACUGUUCCAUAUGAAGCAGAUAAGGAGCAUCUACAUUCAGUAACCACCAACUCUGGUUAUACCAGGCUAUCUGAAACAGACGCAGAUACUGCAGUUAAGCAUGAAGAACAGUCCAGUGAAGAUAUCCCUAUGGAAGAACAGCCCAGCAAAGACAUCCCUGUAACACUAGAGCCCAGUAAAGGUAUACAUGCACUAGAAGAGCAAAAUCUACCACCUACAAGGUCAGAAGACAUGUCUUCUAGUCCCAAAGUGUCUCUUCCUGCUGUGGAAACAAAAGAACAAAUGUGUGCUCAAGAACUUCUGGAAGGUGGACUGCAGGUUCAGAAGUCACCAGAGCCUGAGGUUUUGUCAACCCAGGAAGACUUGUUUGACCAUAGCAAUAAAACAGCUUCUGAUGAUUGCUCCACUCCUUCAAAGGAGGAAGGUGGGUGUUCUCUGGCUUCCACACCUGCUACCACUCUACACCUUCUUCAGCUCUCUGGUCAGAGGUCUCUUGUUCAGGAGAGUCUUUCCACGAAUUCCUCAGAUCUUGUUGCUCCUUCCCCGGAUGCUUUCCGAUCUACCCCUUUUAUUGUUCCUAGCAGUCCCACGGAGCAAGAAGGGAGAAAAGUAGAUGAGCCAGUGGAUAUGUCAGUGUUGUCUGAAGCAGGACAAGAGCCUUUUCAGAAAAAACUUCAAGGUGAUGAACCUGUGGAAAUAGAAAACGCCCCUCUCCCACCUGAGCCCAUUGUAUUACCACAAGCCUCAACACCAGUGUCUCAGAGCACACCAGUCUUCACUCCUGGAUCACUUCCAAUCCCAUCCCAGCCUGAAUUUUCUCAUGACAUUUUCAUUCCAUCACCAAGUUUGGAAGAAAGAUCGAAUAAUGGGAAGAAAGGUGGAGAUUUGCAUAGUUCAUCUUUGACUGUUGAGUGUUCUAAAACCUCAGAGAUUGAACCAAAGAAUUCUACUGAGGAUCUUGGGCACUCUUUGACAGGGGAUUCUUGCAAGUUGAUGCUUUCUACAAGUGAAUGUAGUCAGUCUCCAAAUAUGGAGAGCUUGAGUUCUCACAGGAUUGAUGAAGAUGGAGAAAACACACAGAUUGAGGAUACUGAACCCUUGUCUCCUGUUCUCAAUUCCAAACUUGUUCCUGCUGAAAAUGAUAGUAUCUUGAUGAAUCUAGCACAGGAUGGUCAAGUAGAACUGAGUCAGAAUGAUGCUAAAAUCAAAGGAGAUGACACAGAGAACAGAGAUGACAUUAGUAUUUUAGGCACUGGUUGCAGAGGCAGAGAAGAAACUGUUGCAGAAGAUGUUUGUAUUGAUCUCACUUGUGAUUCAGGGAGUCAGGCAGUUCCUUCUCCAGCUACUCGAUCUGAAGCACUUUCUAGUGUCUUAGAUCAGGAGGAAGCUAUGGAAAUUAAAGAACACCAUGCAGAGGAGGGGUCUUCAGGGUCUGAAGUAGAAGAAAUCCCUGAAACUCCUUGUGAAAGUCACAAAGAGGAGCCCAAAGAAGAAAAUAUGGGGAGUGUUCCUUUGCACCUCUCUCUGACUGAAAGUCAAUCCCAAGGAUUGUGUCUUCAAAAGGAAAUUCAGAAACAAGAAUGCCCAGAGGCUAUGGAAGUUGAAACCAGUGUGAUUAGUAUUGAUUCCCCUCAGAAGCUGCCAGUACUUGACCAAGAAUUAGAACAUAAGGAUCAGGAAGCUUGGGAAGAAGCAACUUCAGAAGACUCCAGUGUUGUCAUUGUAGAUGUGAAGGAGCCAUCUCCCAGAGUUGAUGUUUCUUGUGAACCUUUGGAGGGAGUGGAGAAAUGUUCAGAUUCCCAGUUGUGGGAGGAUGUUGCUCCAGAAAUAGAACCAUGUACUGAGAAUAGAUUAGAUCCCCAGGAAGAAAAGAGUAUAGAAUACGAGGGAGAAGUGAAAUCGGCAACUACAGAAAAGGAACCUGUAGAGGAAGACUCUCCACAUCUUCCCUUGCCUUUAGUGAGAGCAGAUGAACCUUCCAGACCUGACCAGGAAAUGAAACAGACCCAACCUCAAGAGAAAACAGAUAACUCAUUAACAGAAGACUCAAAAAUGGCUAAUGCAAAGCAGUUAGGCCCAGGUAUAGAUGCCCAGCAGCUUGACAAGGCCUCGGCUCAUGUUUCACAAAGCUUCUGUGAAAGUUCUAGCGAAACCCCAUUUCAUUUCACUUUGCCUAAAGAAGGUGAUAUUAUCCCACCAUUGACUGGCGCAACCCCACCUCUUAUAGGGCACCUAAAAUUGGAGCCCAAGAGACAUAGUACUCCUAUUGGUAUUAGCAACUAUCCAGAAAGCACUGUAGCAAACAGUGAUGUCAUGUCUGAAAGUAUGGUUGAGACCAAUGAUCCCAUACUUGGGAGUGAAAAAGGGGCUGCUCCAGAAGUGGAUGAGAAACUGUGUCUGAGAAUGAAACUGGUCAGUCCGGAGACAGAGGCCAGUGAAGAGUCUUUGCAGUUUAGCCUGGAAAAGCCUGCAACUGGUGAAAGAAAAAAUGAGUCUGCUGUUGCUGAGGCUGUUGCCAGUCCCCAGAAGACCAUGUCCGUGUUUAGCUGUAUUUGUGAAGCCCGACAAGAGGAUGAGACUGUGGGUGAGGAUCCCACCUCUGUACCCAUCAGGGGGAACUUACUCCAUUUUCCAAGUACUCAAGAAGAAGAGGAGAAAGAAAAAUUGGAAGUUGAUCAAAGGAUCAGGCAGAGUGAACAGCCUAUGAAGCCCAUCAGUCCUGUUGAGGAUUCUGCCUCUCUUGCCUCACAUCAGAGGAUCACACAGGGGCCAUCCAGCCCUCAAGAAGAAGCGAUGGAGUUGGAUGUACAAGAAGUCCAGAAAGGACAGAAUACCAAUCAGGAAAAAUCUAGUAAGGCCUUGAUUGAAAGGCCUACCCAAAAUAAUAUAGGAAUCCAGACCAUGGAACAUUCUCUGUGGGUCCCAGAAACAGUUUCAGCUGCAACCCAGACAGUAAAGAAUGUAUGUGAGCAGGGGACCAGUACUGUGGAUCAGACCUCUGGAAAACAAGAUGCCACCGUGCAGACUGAGAGGGGAAGUGGUGAGAAACCAGUCAGUGCUUCUGGGGAUGAUACAGAGUCGCUCCAUAGCCAGGGGGAAGAAGAGUUUGAUAUGCCUCAGCCUCCACAUGGCCAUGUCUUGCAUCGCCACUUGAGAACAAUCCGUGAAGUGCGUACAGUUGUCACCCGUGUCAUCACAGAUGUAUAUUAUGUGGAUGGAACAGAAGUAGAAAGAAAAGUUACUGAGGAGACUGAAGAACCAAUUGUAGAGUGUCAGGAGUGUGAAACUGAAGUUUCCCCUUCACAGACUGGGGGUUCCUCAGGUGAUCUGGGGGAUAUCAGCUCCUUCUCCUCAAAGGCAUCCAGUUUACACCGCACGUCAAGUGGGACAAGUCUUUCAGCCAUGCACAGCAGUGGCAGUUCAGGGAGAGGAGCCGGACCACUCAAAGGAAAAACCAGUGGGACAGAACCUGCAGAUUUUGCCUUACCCAGCUCUCGAGGAGGCCCAGGAAAACUGAGUCCUAGAAAAGGGGUCAGUCAGACAGGGGCGCCGGUGUGUGAGGAGGAUGGUGAUGCAGGCCUUGGCAUCAGACAGGGAGGGAAAGCUCCAGUCACGCCACGUGGGCGCGGGCGAAGGGGCCGCCCACCUUCUCGGACUACUGGAACCAGAGAAACAGUUGUGCCUGGCCCAUUGGGCAUAGAGGACAUUUCUCCCAGCAUGUCACCAGAUGAUAAAUCCUUCACCCGAAUUGUGCCCCGUGUGCCAGAUUCUACGAGACGUGCAGACCUGGGUGCUAGCGCUUUGCGUCGUAGUGAUUCUCCAGAGAUUCCUUUCCAGGCUGCUACUGGCUCCUCUGAUGGCUUAGAUGCAUCCUCUCCAGGGAACAGCUUUGUAGGGCUCCGUGUUGUAGCCAAGUGGUCAUCCAAUGGCUAUUUUUACUCUGGGAAAAUCACACGAGAUGUUGGAGCUGGGAAGUAUAAAUUGCUCUUUGAUGAUGGGUACGAGUGUGAUGUGUUGGGCAAAGACAUUCUUUUGUGUGACCCCAUCCCGCUUGAUACUGAAGUGACGGCUCUCUCGGAGGAUGAGUAUUUCAGUGCAGGAGUGGUGAAAGGGCAUAGGAAGGAGUCUGGGGAGCUGUACUACAGCAUUGAAAAAGAAGGCCAAAGGAAGUGGUAUAAGCGAAUGGCUGUCAUCCUGUCCUUGGAGCAAGGAAACAGGCUUAGAGAGCAAUAUGGACUUGGCCCAUAUGAGGCAGUGACACCUCUCACAAAGGCAGCAGACAUCAGUUUAGACAAUUUGGUGGAAGGUAAGCGGAAACGGCGCAGUAACAUCAGCUCUCCAGCUACUCCCACUGCCUCCAGCAGCAGCAGCACAACCCCUACCCGUAAGAUCACAGAAAGUCCUCGCGCCUCCAUGGGUGUUCCCUCAGGCAAAAGAAAACUUAUCACUUCUGAAGAAGAAAGGUCCCCUGCCAAGCGAGGCCGCAAGUCCACCACUGUAAAACCUGGUGCAGUGGGGGCAGGAGAGUUUAUGAGCCCCUGUGAGAGUGGAGACAACACAGGUGAACCUUCUGCCCUGGAAGAGCAGAGAGGACCUUUACCCCUCAACAAAAGCUUGUUUUUGGGCUAUGCCUUUCUCCUCACCAUGGCCACAACCAGUGACAAGUUGGCCAGCCGCUCCAAAUUAUCAGAUGGUCCUACAGGAAGCAGUGAGGAAGAAGAGGAAUUUUUAGAAAUUCCUCCUUUCAACAAGCAGUACACAGAAUCCCAGCUUCGAGCAGGAGCUGGCUAUAUCCUUGAAGAUUUCAAUGAAGCCCAGUGUAACACAGCCUACCAGUGUCUCCUAAUUGCGGAUCAACAUUGUCGAACCCGGAAGUACUUUCUGUGCCUUGCCAGUGGGAUUCCUUGUGUGUCUCAUGUCUGGGUCCAUGACAGUUGCCAUGCCAACCAGCUUCAGAACUACCGUAAUUAUCUGCUGCCAGCUGGGUACAGCCUUGAGGAGCAAAAAAUUCUGGAUUGGCAACCACGUGAAAACCCCUUCCAGAAUCUCAAGGUACUCUUGGUAUCAGAUCAACAGCAGAACUUCCUGGAGCUCUGGUCUGAGAUCCUCAUGACUGGAGGGGCAGCCUCUGUGAAGCAGCACCAUUCAAGUGCCCAUAACAAAGAUAUUGCUUUAGGGGUAUUUGAUGUGGUGGUGACAGACCUCUCAUGCCCAGCUUCGGUGCUGAAGUGUGCUGAAGCAUUGCAGCUGCCUGUGGURUCCCAAGAGUGGGUGAUCCAGUGCCUCAUUGUUGGGGAAAGAAUUGGAUUCAAGCAGCAUCCAAAAUAUAAACACGAUUAUGUUUCUCACUAAAGAUACUUGGUCUUACUGGUUUUAUUCCCUGCUAUUGUGGAGAUUGUGUUUUAACCAGGUUUUAAAUGUGUCUUGUGUGUAACUGGAUUCUUUGCAUGGAUCUUGUAUAUAGUUUUAUUUGCUGGACUUUUAUGAUAAAAUAAAUGUUGAAUCUCUUUGGUUGUAGUAAUUGGGAUUUCUUCA